AUGGAAAAAAUUAAAAAACGUUUCAAAGGUGGUGGUAUGAAAAUUCAUUAUGAAGAAUUUGACCGCCAAUUGAUACAAUGGUUCAAAUCACAACGAACAGAUAUAGACGAUGAACAAUCGAAAGGACCGGGCGAAAUAAAAAAAAAGAACGAAUUACUUUCGAAAAUUCAAACUUAUCCAUCAAGAAAAUGGUUUUAUCGUUUUCGGAAACGACAUAGUUUAUCAUUACAGAGACCGAAGAGGCAGCAAAAGAUUUCUUUAGUUGAAGCUCAUAUCAGAGUUACUGAGUUUUUAAUAUUCAUAAGAAAAAAUGCUUUUCGUGUUCUAAAUUUGGACGUGUUAGGAUCAUUUCCUGAUCGUGACAUUUGCAAAAUGGACGAAAAUCCACUUGCCUUGUUUGGCGACCAAAGUAAAACUAGCAUAAAUUAUAUAAACACGCCUAAUGAAGUUGAAGGUCACCAAAAUAAUAAAAGAUUCUGCACUUUAAUCGUAAAGGACGAGUAUUGGAAGAAGAAAGAAAAACACUAUGACGAAGAUACAAAAGUUUAUUUUAGUAAUACUGCUUUUAACAAUUCAUCUAAUAUGAAGAGCUAUGCUGAACAUUGGUUAAGUAAGACAAAAGAUGGUCGACCGAAGAUGUUUAUUACAGAUUCUUAUAGUUCUCAUUUGACUGAAGAAGUAAAAGCUUUAUCUAAACGAAAUGGUGUAAUUUUAAGAGUUAUACCAAGUGCGAUUACUCAGUAUGUUCAAGUCUUAGAUGUAUCAGUAUUUAGUGGUUUUAAGGCACAUUAUCUUGAUGUUGCUGAAGAAUAG
Molecule: messenger RNA, 813 nt
Organism: Adineta ricciae
Lineage: Eukaryota; Metazoa; Rotifera; Eurotatoria; Adinetida; Adinetidae
Source: the annotation of a GenBank genome assembly